Messenger RNA from Symbiodinium sp. CCMP2592, 1323 nucleotides. The record is from the annotation of a GenBank genome assembly. Lineage: Eukaryota; Dinophyceae; Suessiales; Symbiodiniaceae.
AUGGCUGCUGUGAAAAUGCUUGCGCUGUUGAGCGCAGUCUGCAUCCUCACAGCCGUGGCCGAGGAAGUUGCGAAGCUGUCACUUGGCGACUGGCAUGUCUGUGCGAUGGGCUCACAAGGCUCCGUUAAAUGCUGGGGGAACAACGGCAAUGCUCAGUUGGGGCAGGGGGACGACGUCAGAAGAGGUGAUGGCGCGAACGAGAUGGGCAAGUCUCUGCCGACCAUUGAUUUGGGGACAGGACGACAUGCUCUCGAAGUGAACUCGGGGGCUAGCCAUAAUUGCGCCAGGCUGGACGAUGGUCUCUUGAAAUGCUGGGGUUAUGGCCAUCUAGGUCGGCUAGGCUAUGGAGACCAGGUGCAAAGAGGAGGUAACAGUGAUGAAAUGGGGGACUUCCUCCCCACCGUGGAGCUCGGAACAGGGCGUACCGCCGUGCAGCUAGCCUUGGGUUACGAGUUCAGCUGUGCAGUCUUGGACAACGCCUCGGUAAAAUGCUGGGGACAAGGUGGAUAUGGUCAGCUGGGCAUAGGAACCACCUCGAACAUGGGGGCCGGGAGCAGUGAGAUGGGAGACCACCUCCCACCAGUCGACCUAGGUACCGGUAGGACGGCAGCUGAUGUGACCGCCGGCUCAUACUUUGCCUGCGCACGCCUUGACGAUAGCUCCCUCAAGUGCUGGGGCCACGGUGAGUAUGGCCAGCUCGGGAUCGGGAGCAAUUCGUAUACGGUUGGGAGGGUCAGCGGCGAGAUGGGAGACAAUCUCCCAACUGUGGACCUUGGAACAGGCCGCACCGCCGUCGAGCUGAGCGCCGGAGUAUUUCACGCAUGUGCGAGACUCGACAAUGGCUCUGUAAAGUGCUGGGGGAGGAAUAACAACAACCAGUUAGGCCUGGGCUUUGCCACCUCGAUUAACAUGGGAGACGAUGCGAACGAGAUGGGAAAUUAUUUGCCCCCAGUCGACCUCGGCACGGGCAGGACAGCGGCAGAACUGUCAUCAGGAAAAUAUCAUACUUGCGCCCGCCUGGAUGAUGGCACCAUCAGAUGCUGGGGCAAGAACGAGUAUGGCGAACUCGGCCACGCAGGCACCCUGCCCAGCAACGUAGAUCUCGGAACCGGCAGAACUGCGGUCCACGUGGCCGCAGGUGGCUAUGUUACGUGUGCACUCCUGGACAACCAGGAAACAAAAUGCUGGGGAGGAAACACUUUAGGCAUGUUGGGCCUUGGUGACACCCAAGACAGGGGAAAAUCGAGCAGCGACAUGGGUUCUGCCACCAGCUCCACUGCCGCCACCGACGAGGCCAGAGAGGCGCUUCAACAGUUGGACUGA